Messenger RNA from Silurus meridionalis, 9396 nucleotides. It is a transcript of the gene rims1b, whose product is annotated as regulating synaptic membrane exocytosis 1b. Gene Ontology annotation, biological process: regulation of synaptic plasticity; regulation of membrane potential; intracellular protein transport. Bases 194 to 5041 code for a protein of 1615 amino acids. Gene Ontology annotation, molecular function: transmembrane transporter binding; small GTPase binding. The record is from RefSeq and is a predicted model, not a curated record. NCBI's taxonomy places the organism in Eukaryota, Metazoa, Chordata, Actinopteri, Siluriformes, Siluridae. Gene Ontology annotation, cellular component: cytoskeleton of presynaptic active zone; presynaptic membrane. The transcript is spliced from 34 exons.
AAGAGAGCAAGAUACGAGAUAGGGGUGGGUAAGUGGUGUGUGUGGUGGGGGAUAGGAAAGACACCGAACGAACGGAGACAAAAGCUCAAUGGUGGUCGCCCGCAAGCAUGAGACGCUGUACGGGAGAGCCGAGCGUGGCCUGAGGCGACACCGCCAGUAGGACACGCACCGGAGUGAGGGAGGCGGAAGAAACAUGGCCGCCUCGGUAGGGCCCCAGGGUGGCCCCCGGGCUUCCGUCCCGACUCCUAUGCCUGACAUACCGGACUUGAGCCAUCUCACGGAGGAGGAACGGAAAAUAAUCCUGGCGGUGAUGGCGCGCCAGAAGGAGGAAGAGGAGAAGGAGCAAGCCAUGUUGAAGACGCUUCAUCAACAAUUCGAAAGCUAUAAAGAGCAGGUAAGGCGGAUCGGGGCAGAGAACAAACGGCAACAGACCACCCACAAGGAUGAUGCCCCGACCUGCGGGAUCUGCCGUAAAACCAAGUUCGCAGACGGCUGCGGGCACCUCUGCUCCUACUGCCAGACCAAGUUCUGUGCUCGCUGUGGUGGAAGAGUGUCUCUACGCUCCAACAAUGAGGAUAAAGUGUGUCUCAUAGUGAAGGACAGGGUGAUGUGGGUAUGCAACCUGUGCAGGAAGCAGCAGGAGAUUCUUACUAAAUCAGGAGAAUGGUUCUCAUCAGGGCCAAGAGGCAGGCCUCUGAGCGUGGCUGGCUCUGAGGCUGACCGGGACGGCAAACUGCGCGCCAGGUCCCAGGCUACAGCCGGAGCUAUCCUUGCUAGUGCUAACGACGCUUCCCUAGCCUCCGACCGGACAAAGGGAGCAGACACCAUGCCAGCCUCCCGAGCACGGAGUGAACCUCCACGAGAGAAGAAGAGGCCAGUGUCUCUACAUGAGCAGAAUGGCAAGGUCAUUGUCAGAGGUGAAAGGAGAGUGGGACCAGGCAGGAUGCCUGGUCAGGCUUCAGAAGAUCGUGCUCCAGGAGAAAGGCGAGAGAGCAGGCGUCUAGAGAAAGGCCAUUCGCAAGAAUAUGACCACCCUGGUGACACUGCCUAUCCUGACCAGAAGCGGAAAAAAGAAGAGGAGGAACGCGAGCGCGAAAAGCAGCGACGGGAAGAGGAAUAUCAAAAUCGAUACUGUAGUGACCCUAACCUGGCCCGCUACCCUGUCAAACCUCAAAAAGAAGAACAAGAGAUGCGCAUGCAUGCCAAAGUGUCCAAAAUGCGACAAGAAAGACAUCACAGUGACAUGGCCAUCAAUGAAGUGGGCCUGGCUCAGGAUGGUUGUGAGACCCCAGGAAGCCGGCUAAGUAGGAGGACAGCAGGGAAUGAAAACCGCAAAGCAGUAAUAGAAAACCAUCGGGCAUACUCUGUAGACAGGACCGUGGGGGGUAGCGCUGGCGGGGGCCCUGUACCCCCACAAAAACAAGGUCACAGUGGUUCUCAUAUGAGCCCUGGAGGCUCCCAAGACAUCAGGGAUGGACAGGAUUGGGGCCUCAAAGGCUAUUUGGAGCCAGGAUCAGCAGCAUUGCUACAUAGGACCAAGCGUGAGAAAGCUGCCGAGAGCUUCCGGAAAGAUUCUUCUCUUAGUUCGGAUCAGUCAGAAUGUCUCAGACCACCUCCUCCCCGUGCUUAUAGGCCAAAACGAGGCCUUAACAAGAGGCAGAUGUCCAUUAGCAGUUCAGAAGAAGAAGGAGGGUCAACACCUGAGUAUACCAGUUGUGAAGAUGUGGAGAUUGAGAGCAUAAGUGAAAAAGGUGACUGGGAUUGUCAUCCUCUAGAUCCCACUGUAUGGCAUCAUCCUGUUACGUGGCAGCCAUCAAAAGAAGGAGAUCAUUUGAUCGGCCGCAUCACUCUUAGCAAGCGCUCGGCAGUGCCUCGAGAAGCUGGCUCUUUGCUCGGGCUGAAGGUGGUUGGUGGGAAAAUUACAGAGACUGGAAGACUUGGAGCGUUCAUCACCAAAGUAAAGAAAGGAAGCCUGGCAGACGUUGUUGGCCAUUUACGAGCAGGUGAUGAGGUGUUGCAAUGGAAUGGGAAAGCGUUGCCUGGAGCAACUAAGAAAGAGGUGUACAACAUCAUUUUAGAGUCACAGUCUGCACCUCAAGUAGAAAUUGUUGUUUCAAGGCCAAUUGGAGACACACCAAGAAUUCCAGGGACAUCACAUCCUCCUCUUGAAUCUACUGGUUCUAGUUCUAUAGAUGAGUCUCACAAGGUGGACCGUCCCUCCAUCUCCGUCAUGUCCCCCACCAGUCCGGGAAUGUUGAGAGACCUGCCUCAGGACCUACCAGGCCAGCUUUCAGUGAAACUGUGGUAUGACAAAGUGGGCCAUCAGCUUAUCGUCAACGUGUUACAAGCCAUAGACCUGCCUUCACGUCCAGACGGUCGACCACGCAACCCUUACGUCAAAAUGUACUUCCUUCCUGAUCGGAGUGACAAGAGCAAGAGGAGGACGAAGACGGUGAAGAAGAGCUCGGAGCCGAGAUGGAACCAGACGUUUCUUUACUCGCACGUUCACCGCAGGGACUUCAGGGAGCGCAUGCUGGAGAUCACCGUUUGGGACCAGCCGAGAGCACAGGAGGAGGAAAGCGAGUUUCUCGGAGAGAUCCUGAUCGAACUUGAAACUGCUCUCUUGGAUGAUCAGCCACAUUGGUACAAGCUGCAGACCCAUGACGCGUCCUCACUCCCUCUACCCCAACCCUCCCCAUACCUUCCCCGCAGACACGUUCACACCGACAGCCCCAGCAAGAAGUUACAGAGAUCUCAUCGCAUCAUUGAGACCGAUUAUGAUGAUGCAAUUACGGUAGUGUCUUCAGCAGCAGAAAGGAACUCCAGAGACAGGGAGAGGUGCAGCACUCUGACGGUUCCCGAGAGGCAGACAGCCAUUCAACAUCGCUCACGAUCCGUCUCCCCACACCGAGAGGACCAGUGUAAAGGACGUUCACGCCACACACAUGUCCCCAUGCAAAGAAGUCUGGAUGAAAUUCGCCAGAAAAGGCAUCAUUCACAGUCCCCCACUCACUACAACAAUCCCCAACAGGAACACCGAUCUGGAGACUCAGACUAUGAUUACUCAGAGGACAGUGAGGUCCUGGAGAUGCACAGAUCAAUCCGGGGUGGGAGUGCUGAGUGCCUGCACACAAACAGGAACUUAACUAGACACUGUAAUACUUUGCCCCCAAAGAUGCCUUUGUUAGUGAAUGGCAUUCACAAAGACAUAUACAGCUCCACCCUUCCUGCAUGCCUAAAGAUCAAAUCAACACGGCGGCUAGAAGGGGGUGGGGUCUCACCUCGUAGCCCCACCCCACAGCGUGUGCUCAGAUUUACAGAUGAGGUCAGCAUUAGUGAUCUUCAGCCAUCGUUGGACCGAGUGCGAAGCGCCAGUACGACCUGUCUGAGGCCUGAGAACAGUUUCCGCUCCCCUGACAGAGAAAGGCUGUCAGGCAGUUUGGACAGGCCUGUGUGCGCAAAAACGAACAAGAAAUCCAUUGACAAUGACAGGAUCCAGCCCACCUCCAUCCUGCGGGGCAGCAGGUGGAGGAGAGAUGGCCCAAUCCAGCCCUUUGGGCACUCCAUCCAGGAAAGAUCACAUAUGCAUGGAGGACAUAACUCCCCUACAGAGUCUCCAUUAUCAGUGCGCAGAGGAAGACAGCUCCCACAACUUCCUGCUAAGAGCAGCAGUAUUGAGCAAGCUCUGGCAGUAGAAGAGCGAGCUCGGCAAUUGAGUCAGAUUCGGGUCCCAUCGUAUCGGCCAGGUUCAUCCGCCAGCUCAGGCCAUGAACAAGACAUGGAUCUAAAGAACAAGAGAGAUAUGUACAAGAGGAGCUGUGAUAACAUGUCGGCGAGGUCGUCGGACAGCGAUGUGAGCGACGUGUCUGCCGUGUCACGGGCCAGCAGCGCGUCUCGUCUCAGCAGUGCCAGCUACAUGUCUGUCCAAUCAGAGCGACCACACGGACGGAUCAGGUCAAAAUCACUGGAGAAUUGCAAAGGGGAAGAGAAAAGGGAAAGGAGGAUCUCAUGGGGGGUGAGCAGGCCAGAGCAAAGAAGGAGCCUUGGAAAGAGGCGCUUCUCGGAGGAACUAAAACGCCGGCGCCACUCAGUGGCUGGAGAUGUCAGUCGGCAGGUUCGGGCGUCUGCAGGCCGCAACAUGUUAAAGAGCACGAGUGUGAGCGGCAACAUCAACACACCCGAGCGUACUGAUGGCAGCCAGUCGGACACAGCGCUCGGCACAGUGGGCAGCAGCAGCAAGAAGCGUCGUUCCAGCCUCAAUGCCCGCUUUGUAGCUAUUGUGGGCAACAGACGCAGCCGCAGCACCUCCCAGAUCAGCCAGACAGAGGCGUCCAAUAAGAAGUCGAAAGGAAGUGGGACGAUACAGAGGAGUCAAGAGACAGGCAUGGCCGUCGAGCUGCAACGUAACAUGAGUCGCCAGCCGAGCCGCGAGUCCAACAACGGCAGCAUGGCCAGCUAUAACUCAGAGGGAAGUCCGAUCUUCCCAGCUGUGAGGGUUGAGACUCAGUUCAGCGACUUCCUUGAUGGAUUGGGUCCUGCCCAGCUUGUGGGCCGGCAAACUCUGGCCACUCCUGCUAUUGGAGACAUCCAGAUUGGCAUGGUGAACAAAAAGGGAAAGCUGGAGGUGGAGGUGAUCCGAGCCCGUGGCCUCAUCCAAAAACCCGGAUCCAAAUCUCUCCCAGCUCCUUACGUAAAGGUGUACCUGUUGGAAAACGGGGCAUAUGUGGCCAAGAAGAAAACAAAGAUUGCACGGAAGACGUUGGACCCGCUGUACCAGCAGACCCUGCAGUUUGAAGAGAGUCCACAAGGGAAAGUGUUACAGGUCAUUGUCUGGGGAGAUUACGGACGAAUGGACCACAAAUCCUUCAUGGGAGUAGCACAAAUCCUAUUGGAGGAGUUAGACCUGGCCAGCAACGUAAUUGGCUGGUACAAACUGUUCCCGCCCUCCUCUUUAGUAGACCCCACACUAGCAUCUCUGACUAGGCGAGCUUCCCAGACAUCUCUGGACAGUUCUUCAGGACCUGCUGGGGUUCGAUCCUAGUGCAGUGAUUUACAAAGCACACUCCACACUCCAGAGGAUCAACUGAAGACAUGACAGGACCACAAUCAGAGGCAGAGCGAAAAAAAUAAUGCGAUGAACAAAAGACAAAGCUUUGAUGAAAAAUGACAAUCACCCCUGUCGAUUAUGUUGGGUUCGUAUUGUUUCUUUCCCCCCCUCUUUUGUGCGUCUGGGCAAAAACAAGGCCUGUGCAUUCUGCUGAUUUUAAGUUACAGCCGUGGAGCUACAGUGCAAUUUAAUAUCAACUUAGAGUAACUAAAGCAGGGUGAUUUGCAAUUGUUGUAAAAGAAAUGUACGUAGAAUGUACUGACCUACAUACACAAUGAUGACCUCUGACCAAGAGAUUGUGGGGUCUCUAUAGAGACUCCUGUACUGUAUAAGCAAAGGUUGGAAGUCAAUAGGUUAUGACCUCGAAAGCAGCAGGGCCUUUCUAAAAAGGGAUUUUAUCAGUUUAUCUUUUCGGUGCCUAAACAUCGAGGACCCUGGGCUACAGUCCAGUAUCUGUAAAACGUUACUGUUUUCAGGAUGUUUACCACAAAUGACGGAGGCAACGUUCUCCUCAAUGUUUCCUCUUUGUUUCUUCUUUCAGCUGAUUUCUUUUCGUUUUCAUACCUCUAGCACACACGUUAUGAGGAUUGUGUUGUCUACAAAUUGUACUGUGUGCAUGGUGAUGAUACUAAGAAUGAGGGGAAAAAAAUCUUGAGAAAAUGUGUUUCCAAAAACAUUUCCAAAAACAUCAGUUUUGCAUUCUCAUACAGAUUUCUAUUCACACCUGAAGGUUUUUCCAUAUGCUCUCACACCUUUCAAGCUGUCCCGAUGGUCUAUAGUGUACAGUAACUUUUCAGUUGCAGACUUCGGAAACGCCACAUUGACCAAAGACUCACAGUUCUAAACGUCAAGGACCAAAAAGGCGUAUUUGCGAUUCAACAAGAAAGUCGUCACCAGAAAAAUAUUAACAUGCCUAAUAGAUAAGGAAAAGCAGUGAAGACCAGCACAAUCUUAUUUAUUUAUUUUUUCUAAAUGGUCACCACUGGCUUUCCAUUCUAUUAGAAAGUUACUAUUUUUGGUUGAGGCAUUCCUUGAUUUCACUACUAAAGCACUUCUUAAUUGUCAUCGUCAGAUCGAAAGAAAUAUUCAACCAACAAAAGAUCAUUUACACCUUGCAUUAACAUUUCAUCUAUUUUUGAUUUCAAUUCUAUAAUCCAACAUGCAUUUAAUUACUUGCUACAAGUGCAGUGGAAUCUCAGAUCACACUUCAAAUCCGUGCACCAAGUCGACUCUUUCAAAAUUCUUGAGCAACACCUUUAACCCUCAACUGCUAAACUGUAAACAGUGCCAAGCAUCAGCCGAGUAAGUGUAGAAAGUUUGGAAAGAUCUAGCUGUCAGUAUGACGGUUGUUGUUGUAACUGUUGUGAAAAUUUGUCAUAGCUGUUAACAUAUUGAUUAGAACUAUUAAAAUAUAACAGAUUGUGUUGUAACAAAACUUUGUUUUAUCAUAAAAGUGAAUACUGAGACAUUAAAAAAACACUACACAAUAGCGAGAUCUUCAUGAGCUAAUCUUAUCAUAGGAACUUUUUUCAAUUGCUGCUAAAAGGCUUGAUUUGAGGCUUGAUUUUUUUUAUAGGUUUGAGUCAUAAAUUUAGUCAAAUGGCUUGACUGAAUUCAAAAACAACAAAUAGCACGAAUAGACUGAAUCAUUAGCAGCUUAGCAAAGCAGCUAAACAUGCAACACAAGACUUUUCAGACAUUUCGAAUUUAUAAACUUCAGCCAACUUUUUAACACACAAUAGACAGAAGUUUACCAACCAAAAAUAUACAAAAUUGCUACAGAUUUGAAAAAGCAAACCCAGUUUCUGUUUUAGGAACCGGACCUACAGUAACUGUUAUAGAAGAUGUUUAAUUUGAUGCAGAUUUAAAGAGUACAUAAGCAACCAUCCAUAUAUUUUUUUACCAAAUGAUAAACCGUCUAAUUAAAAUUCACAAAAAGGUAUUUUUGUUAACAUUCUUUAGUUUCAUUUAUAUAUACUGUAUGCUGAAAAGUUUGUCCAAAAGAGAUCUAUUCAAAAUACUGGAAUCCUCAAAAGCAUCAGUUUUGCCAUUUUUACUUUAACGGUCACCUUAUAGUGAAUUGAUGUUAAAGUGAAUGUGAAGUGAUGUUAUUAUACAGAUUAUAUAUAGAAGAAAGAAAGCACCUCAAAAACAUGGAGACAAUCUGUUUUCUGAUGGCGUAGGGACUGAAAGCCCUACAUUUUUCUGGUUUUGAUGACUAAUUAAGUACAGUAACAAUCAUAACAUAAAGAUCAAGGCUAAGUAAGAUGAUUUACUUUAAAAAAAAAAUUAAAGUCUGAAAUCCAAUUAUAUGAUUGAUAUCGUAGCACAAAGAUCGAGUCGAGGUGGAUGAGCAAGCAUAGCACUGAACAGUGUUUUCAGGUAAGAAGAUCUUAAAUGUAAGGAUUUUUUUUGUUCAUUUGCUGAAAAGAUUGGUUGCAAAUACCAGGGAUGCAUCAAACUGAGUAAAAGUACACUUUUUUCUGGUACUUGUCAAUACCAAUACUGAUACCAAAAUUCUUACUUAGUAAAUUAAGCAAUCAGGUUUUAAUGGUCCAUUCCAUUUAGCUGUCAGGUGCUGCAAUGAACUCCUUGUGCUUUUUGCUUUCAUUUUUUAAAUGUUUUCCUUCAUUUGAACAGUAAAUGUAGUGAGCAGAGGAUUUUAUUAAAUCAGUCUUAUUGUAGAAAUUUUUUUAUGUCAUAAUUUAUUAUUAAAAUACAUCCAGACUGAUGCCAUUUCAUAUCGUCUAUUUAUUAUCACUAAUGACAUAUACUGUCACAUGGUAUUCACUGUUGGUUUUGGGGUACUGAUAUCAGUACUGAUGCAUCCCUAGCAAACACGAUCAUGUUUUGAUCAUUAAAAAAAAAAUCAAUCAAUGCAAGGUAUAAAUGGAGCCUUUUGUCUGGAAGUGAGCGUUAACUUCUAUAUACAGUAACCAAAAGGACAAAAUAUUAUAUAAAUAUAGUGUUUAUAUUAUCUCCAGAAAUCUAGUUCAAGACUUGGUAAACCUUAUAAGAUGGUGCAAUAUAUAACACAUAUUCUAUUAUAUCUGACUAUUAUUGAUUUAUCUGCUUUUUAUUUCCACAUGCAUGCGGUUGGAUUUUUUUUUUUUUUAUGCAAAGCACAUACUAUUUUGCUGUUCAAAUGCAAGCACAAGAACUUUCAUGCUCUUUUAUUUUAUUUAUUUAUUUAUUUAUUUAUUUUUGCAGCAAAUAAAUGUUACAAAGUAGGUAAGAGUUCCAAAAGAAAAAAAAAAAAGAAGGGAAAGAAUUAGCUGUGUUGAUUUGUCAUACUUUUAUUUUAUUUUAUCUAAUGCUCAUAUAAGCAAUGCUCUUGUGCAAUGUUCAAGUGACCAAUCCAAUUUUGUCAUUGCAAUUACAAACGCCAAUCAUCUGCCAGGCUACUGGCCCCUCCCAAGGGGCGGAGCAGCAUGACCUGUUUCGAGCUGCAUGCAUACAUUUUUAUAAACAAACAAAAUAGAACAACAAAAAAAGAAAAGAAAUAAAGCUACAGAAAUAGAUACCUGUGUUAGUUCCACAUACAGUAGGCCAGCUUGUUUGUUGCAUGUACUUGUACAGUUUGCUUGUACUUGAUAAUGAAGAGAUAAACUAAGAAUCUAAAGCCAUUCACUCUCAGAUCCACGGAAAAAAAAAAAACCUCCAGUACUUGUCCUACAUUCCGGUGAUGAAUGUUUUAUUAAUUUUUUUCCUUGCAUUUUUGUCUUUUCUAAUCCCUUUGAAGGGAAUAUGUGCUGUACUGUAAUACUGAUCAUAACCUAACCUCCUUCUUUUACAAAUAUCUCAUAUGUAAAUGAUUCUUUACCUCCUAGGGACAGAGAUUAGCUAAUUAUACAUCAAUUAGAGUGACACAUAGCUUACUGAACAGGUGUGAAAUAAUAAUAAUAAUAAGACAUGCACAAUACAAAUAAGAAAAAAACACUGAAUGUGCAUAGAUUGUAAAUAUGAACUAACCAUUAAGUCGGUUAAGCCAUAUUUGCAAAAAAAAAAAAAAAAAAAAAAAGGGGCCAAGGAUUUUCUUGCAAAAGAUGUCUCAGUUCUCGAAGGUACCACUGACUCGCUGGAGCCGAGUUGUGACGUCAGGACUCAAUGCUCAGCUCCGUCACAACACAACCAUCUCUGUGCUUUCAAUGCAAGACUCUCACUUCAACAUGCGUCCAUUGGAGGGAAAAAAAUUUGGUUUGUUUUGUUUUGUUAUUUUGCAUUUUUUUUAUUAUUAUUUUUAUUUUUACACAAGCCCAGUUUUCAUUUGACUAUCAGUAUUACUGGGU